GAUUUUAUUACGGAGAUAACGAGAUCGUAGAGGCCACUCUCUCCAAUAUUAACGCUGGGCUUUACCGCCGCAGCCCUAGCCUUCGUGUAGAUCGAUCGAGUUGCGGUCGAAUAUGGCGUCUCAGGUUUUGGUGGAGGAGAAGCCAUCUGUUAGGAUUCUCACACUCAACAGACCCAAGCAGCUGAAUGCCCUUUCCUUUCCCAUGAUUUCUCGCUUGCUGGAAUUGUUCAUCGCCUACGAGGACGACCCUACCGUCAAACUCGUCAUCCUCAAGGGACAAGGAAGCGAUGUUGCAGCUGUUGUUCAUGAUAUUCGUCGCGGUCACUGGAGGCUGGGUGCCCAUUUCUUUUCCAAGGAAUUCGUACUGAAUUAUGUUAUGGCAACAUAUAGCAAACCUCAGGUUUCGUUUUUGAAUGGUAUUGUCAUGGGUGGUGGGGCUGGUGUCUCCGUACAUGGUAGAUUCCGUAUCGCAACUGAGAAUACGGUUUUUGCUAUGCCAGAAACAUCUCUAGGGCUCUUUCCAGAUAUAGGUGCCUCGUACUUCUUGUCAAGGCUCCCUGGAUUUUUUGGAGAGUAUCUUGGCCUCACAGGGGCAAGGAUAGAUGGCGCCGAAAUGCUUGCUUGUGGCCUUGCCACUCAUUUUGUCCUUUCGACGAGCUUGACUGCAUUAGAAGAAGAUCUGUUCAGGGCCGGUACUGGUGAUACGGCCUCCAUUUCAACAAUUAUCGAUGCAUACUCCCAGCAACCUCGUUUGAAAGAGCAGAGUGCUUAUCACCGGUUGGAUGUCAUCAACAAGUGCUUCUCGAGGAGGACAGUUGAAGAGAUUAUAUUUGCUCUUGAAAGGGAGGUCGCUCAUCAAGCGGACGAUUGGGUCUCGGCCACAAUUCAGGCAUUGAAGAAGGCUUCCCCAGCAAGCCUUAAAAUCUCUCUUAGAUCGAUAAGAGAAGGACGACUGCAGGGGGUUGGGCAAUGCCUUAUCCGCGAGUUUAGAAUGGUUUGUCAUGUGAUGAAGGGAGAUAUAAGCAAGGAUUUUCUCGAGGGGUGCAGAGCUAUAUUGAUAGACAAGGAUAAGAACCCCAAGUGGGAGCCGUCGAGACUGGAGGGCAUGGGGGAGAGCAUGGUGGAGGAGUACUUCGAGAGAGUGGAGGAGGAAGGAUGGGAGGAUCUGAAGCUUCCUGCUCGUCGUAACUUGACUGCUUCGGCCGUGGCAAAGCUUUGAGAAAGGUGUCUGCUUGAUGGGUAAGAAGUCGAUGGAAGACAUGAACGGUGACUGAGAGUGAAUUGGCAUAUAGACUAUGAAUGUUAAAAGGUCAUGAAUUGGCAUAUGAACUGUGAAUAACACCAAAUCAUUGAUAAGUUUACUUAAAAACACA
Messenger RNA from Tarenaya hassleriana, 1373 nucleotides. RefSeq names its product 3-hydroxyisobutyryl-CoA hydrolase 1-like. Gene Ontology annotation, biological process: L-valine catabolic process. Lineage: Eukaryota; Viridiplantae; Streptophyta; Magnoliopsida; Brassicales; Cleomaceae. Gene Ontology annotation, molecular function: 3-hydroxyisobutyryl-CoA hydrolase activity. The record is from RefSeq and is a predicted model, not a curated record.